Helianthus annuus (common sunflower) is the source of this 2449-nucleotide messenger RNA. Its product is annotated as heavy metal-associated isoprenylated plant protein 33. The record is from RefSeq and is a predicted model, not a curated record. NCBI's taxonomy places the organism in Eukaryota, Viridiplantae, Streptophyta, Magnoliopsida, Asterales, Asteraceae. The transcript is spliced from 3 exons. Gene Ontology annotation, molecular function: metal ion binding. Bases 392 to 2077 code for a protein of 561 amino acids.
AAACACAAAUAAACAAACCCAAAAAUACAGAGGAAACCAAACCCUCUGAGUUUCAUCUUCAUUUCAUUAUCUCUGAAACUAAAAUUGCAGACAUUUUUAAUGUCUACCCACCGCCUCUGAAACUUGUUGUCAAAGUUCUGUUUGUUGUUGUGCUUUAAAAACACUUUAAAAACACUCUGAAAACACCUUCAAAACACUUUGAAAACACACCCUUUUGGUUCUUGAUUUCUCAUUUCAAUCCAAUUAAACAAACCCUUCAAAUCCCAUUUCAGUUUCAUCAUUUUCACAGCAAAGUUAUGAGCUUUUUUACAUUUUAGCUUCAGAUCUAUAAAAAAGAUUUGUAAUUUCCUUUCAUUUCCUCUGUUUUGUUCUGUUUUUUGUUCUUGAAAACAUGAGUAAAGAAGAGUUUGUCAAGAUUCAGACUUGUUCUCUGAAAGUGAACAUCCACUGUGAUGGAUGUAAGCGAAAAGUGAAGAAGAUUCUUCAAAAGAUUGAUGGGGUGUACACUAUCAAUAUAGAUCCGGAACAGAGUAAAGUGACAGUUUCAGGAGUUGUUGAUCCAGACACCCUUUGUAAGAAGCUUGCAAAAAGUGGUAAACUUGCUACAGUUUGGGGGGAUUCUAAGCCUAAUCCACAGAUCAACAAUCAGUUGAAAAACAUGCAGAUUGAUGGUGGUAAAGGGGGUGGGAAUAAUAAGAAUCAGGGGCAGAAAGGGGGUGGAAAUGGUGGUGGUAAUAAUAACAAUAAUAAUAAUAAUCAGAAAGGCGGUGGUGGUGGUGGUGGUGGUGGCGGUGGUGGCGGCGGCGGUGGUGGUCCCACACCGCAGCAACUUCAGCAGUUUCAGCAGCUACAACAGAUGAAAGGGUUUCAAGAUCUGAAAAAUCAUCCACAAUUUAAGGAUAUGAAAUUGCCUCAUUUUGGUAAUUCCGGUGGCGGUGGCGGUGGUGGGGGUGGUGGCGGGGGUGGUGGGAAGGGGGCACAAAAGGGGGUGAAGGUGGUUGAGGAGGAGGAUGAUGAGUUUGAUGAUGAUUAUGAUGAUGAGGAUGAUGAUGAGUUUGAUGAUGAUUAUGAUGAUGAUGAUUUUGAUGAUGAUGAGAUUGAUGAUGCUCCGGUGAAGAAGCCGGUGAUGAUGGGUGGUGGUGGUGGUGGUGGUGGUGGGCAGAUGGGUAAUAUGUUGCCGCAGCUUAUGAAGAGCGGGCAGAUUCCGCCGCAGUUUAUGAAGGGCGGGCAGAUUCCGCCGCAGUUUAUGAAGGGCGGGCAGAUGCCGCCUCAGCAGAUGAAGGGCGGUAUGCCGCCGAUGGGGAAUGAUGGCGGUAAUGGUGGAAAGAAAGGCGGUGGGGGUGGGGGUGGUGGCGGCGGCGGUGGUGGUAAUAUUCCUGUACAGGUAAAUGGCGGUGGUAAGAAAGGCGGUGGCGGCGGUGGUGGUGGGAAUCAAAAUCAGGGUGGUGGUCAAAACAAGAAUGGCGGUAGCCCUUCGGGUGGUGGUCAAAACAAAAACGGUGGGGGUGGUGGUGGCGGCGGUCAAAAUAAAGGUGGCGGCGGUGGUGGUGGCAUGAUGAAUGGUAAUGGUGGAAAUAAAGGUGGGAUGAAUGAUGGGAUACAUGGCAUGCCAAACAUGAUGGGUAUGAAUGGUGGUGGUGGUGGUGGUGGGGGUAACGUGGGGCCCAUGGGAAACAUGCCUAUGGGUGGUCAAUUGGGUCCACCUAGGAUGGGUCAAAUGAAUGGAUCCAUGGGUCCUGUGGGUAACAUGCAAGCUGUUCAAGGGCUUCCCACUGGGGCGGCGAUGGGUGGCGGCGGUGGUGGUGGAGGAUAUUUCCCGGGUGGAGGGGCGGAAGCCAUGGGAGGUAACCCUUACCAUCAACAACAAUUAGCGGCGAUGAUGAACCAACAACAAGCGGUUGGCGGAGAAAGAUUUCACCCAAUGAUGUAUGCUAGGCCGCCACCCGCGGUUAACUAUAUGCAACCACCCCCACCGUAUCAACCUUACCCGCCAUACCCCUACCCGCACCCACCACAAGGUGAACCUAUCGCACAAUACUUCAACGAUGAUAACACCUCAAGCUGCAACAUAAUGUGAGAAACCCCUACCGGAAAGAGGUUCCCUUGGCGGUUCAUGGUGGUUAGUAGUGGUGUUUCCCGGACUUGAACCCGCUACCGCAGGACCGAAAGAUGGGGCUUUCUUUAGCUUUAGUUGUUUCUCUUUUAUCAAUUUUCGUUUCACUUGAUCCUAAAGUUGGAUUUAGUUCUUUUUUUUUUCUUUUUAUUAAAUUAUGAUGAUAGCGGAGUAAUAUAUAAUUAUCAAAAACUUAGGGGAAGAAUGAGGAGAUGUUGGCUAGUUAGUGGGUGGUGUGAUGAUGACAUUGUGAUGAUGGUUUAUGAUCUUGAUGUUUAUAUGUUCAUAUGUUGAAAGAAGAGAAAUAAUAUUUAUAAACUCAUGAUGACCCCAAAA